Molecule: messenger RNA, 4733 nt
Organism: Stylophora pistillata
Lineage: Eukaryota; Metazoa; Cnidaria; Anthozoa; Scleractinia; Pocilloporidae
Product: triacylglycerol hydrolase DDHD2
Cellular component (GO): cytoplasm
Molecular function (GO): protein binding; glycerophospholipase activity; metal ion binding
Source: RefSeq, a predicted model, not a curated record
CAAAAUGGCGGACCGACAAGGUUCUGAUUCAUCACAAAAACAUACGCCAUUGCACGGGAUAUCUCUGGCUAACUUUGGUGGGAAUUUGAACUUUGGACCGACUCUUGUGCCAGCGUCCGAUUCUUCCCCAAUUUCGUUAAGAAAUCAAACUACUGCUGCACCGACCACCAGUAGAGCAACACCUGCCCUGGAACAUGUAGGUGAAGAAGACAGUUUUCUUGGUCAGCAGCCAUUGACUCAACAGCAGGCUCCAGCCCCUUUUCAGUCUCCAGCAUCACAGGUAAAGACCCAAACAUCACCAUUCUUUACUAUGGCAUCUUCCUCCUCAUCUGGUCCUGAUGACUUUCUCUCACCACAAACAUCAACUCAUGGUACAGCUGAAACUUUUUCCAGUCCUCAACUUCCUGUUAGCAAAUCACCAUACCAGACUUCACCAGCUGUGGGGCCUGGGUCCCAGACCCCACCAAAAGCAGUUUCUACUCUUCCUCAGUCCUCACCUGGGAUGACAGCUAGUUGGGCCCAGUCUCAAUCUCCACCCACAACCAGUAAUUUGCCUCAAACUCCACCUUUUCCUUCUGGCAGUCUGCCCCAAUCUCAAUCAUCUACUGCUGGACCCCAGACUCUACCAACUGCUGCAGGUCUGUACUAUUCCUCAUCCCCAUCUUCUGUGCCUUACCCCUCACCUCAACCUUCAUAUCAGUACAGCAGUUCCAUGUCUCCUCGGCAAGUGCAAAGUGGAAUUACACCCAGUGUAACAACACCCGCUACAGUUGAACCUGUCAAACCUCACUGGUUUUAUCAGAAAGGAAAUUCUUCCUGGAGACCAUUCUCAUACAUAGAUUCUGAGAACUUAGAGCAGGCAUAUAAAACUUCUUCAGCUAGUGGUGACCGAUUCAUUGCCACUGAUGGUGGUCGAUAUGAUGUGAACCUUGACAAAAGGCUGCGGUACCCUCUCUACUGGGAGGAAGAUGUGUCUGUUGUAAGAAGAUGCAGCUGGUUUCACAAAGGAGAUGGAGAGUCCAAACUUGUGCCUUACAAAGAGGAUACAGCAGCUAGGCUUGAGGCUGAGUUUCUUUUGGGAUUUCGUGAGGCUAAAUGGCCAUGUAGAGUGGAAUUAUCAGAUGGAGAGCAUGUUGUGAUGCAUAAUGCAAAUGUUAUGGUACAUUUUGUACCAAAUAAUGAGUCCCAGAACUGGAGUGGGGAGGACAUCAUAGCCAGGCCAAAGGUGGUUAGACGAGGGGUGACAGAUAUUGAGGAUGAAAUCAGUGAUGGUGAACCUGCUCAAAUUGACCAUCUGAUAUUUGUUGUCCAUGGUAUUGGGCCCAUUGCUGAUCUGAACUUUAGGAAUAUUAUUGAAUGUGUUGAUGAUCUGCGCAGAGUCAGUCUUCAAAUGCUAUUUGAUCAUCAUGAAGAGUUGUCCAGAGGCUGCACCAUUGGAAGGGUAGAGUUUCUUCCUGUUCAGUGGCACUCAAAACUUCACAAUGAUUCUACUGGUGUAGAUGAAAGACUUCAGUCCAUAUCCUUAGGCAGCAUACGUCGCCUCAGAGAGUUUACAAACUCCACCCUUGUUGACAUUCUUUUUUACACAAGCCCUACAUAUUGUCAAAACAUCGUUAACACAGUAGGUGACGACAUCAAGCGAUUGUUGGAAAUCUUCAAGAAAAGGAAUCCAAUGUUUAAUGGAAAAUAUUCAGUCUGUGGACACAGUUUAGGUUCAAGUAUUCUGUUUGAUAUUCUUCAACAUCAGAAAGACCAGCACAAGCAAAUGCCCUUACCAAAGCAACCUUUGAUUGAAGAAGCAAGUGAGAUUUUAAGCACAGAUGGCCUCGCAACCGAUAGUAACGACCAAGGACAAGAUUCAGAUGAGCAUUCAGGUGAUGAAGAAGCUGAGUCGUACCCAGCUCUGAGAGAUGCGCUAGCACAGCUCGGUCUACCUGAAUACAUCGACUUGUUUGAGUCUGAAGAGAUGGACAUGGAGACAUUUUUACUGUGCGGCGAGGAAGACAUCAAGGAAAUGGGAAUACCCAUGGGACCCAGAAAGAAAUUGAUGGGCUUCCUAAGAAAUCAGAAAUCGAUUAUGGAAAAAAGAAAACUCGAGAGAGAAGAGAAUAAAAAAGCAAGAGCAGAAGCGAGAGCGAAAACAAAAUCCGAACGUAAAAAGUUAAAAGAAUCUACCAAGGAGAAGGCAAGUUCCGUGGUGGACAUGACGCCAUCCACUGUUUUGGCCCGAGCAGACUUAGCAACAAGCAAGUCUCUAUCUGUUGCUUCUGUGUCGAGUGUGGAAGUUGUUUAUCAACAAGGACUCGCGGGAACUGGACAGCCUUUCGUAGAAUACCCGCAACUGGAUUUGAAAUUUUACGCAUUGUUCGCUCUGGGCUCUCCCAUCGGAAUGUUUUUGACCGUGAGAGGUGUGGAUGAAAUCGGACAGGACUUUCAGCUGCCCACAUGUCCACGUCUCUUUAACAUCUUUCAUCCGUUUGAUCCUGUGGCAUACCGAAUCGAACCGUUAGUGAAUCCUUCUGUUCGAGCCAACCCUGUAUUGAUGCCACACCACAAGGGAAGGAAACGAAUGCAUCUUGAACUCCGUGAGAAUCUUUCAAGACUGGGCGCUAAUCUGAAGCAGAGCCUCAUUGAUUCUGCGCGUAAAACGUGGGAAUCACUCAAUGAAUUUGCACGAGCUCAUUCAACUCAAGGACCUAACGAACAGGAUUCUAAUGUAGAGGAAGCUACUGAAGUCACAGAGUGUCUCUCCGAUCACCCAGCACAAAUGGUCGAAGUAGGACGACUAAACGGUGGUCAGCGGAUAGACUACGUACUUCAAGAGAAACCAAUAGAAAGUUUGAAUGAAUAUCUGUUCGCACUUAGCAGUCACGUGUGUUACUGGGUUUCAGAGGAUACUGCUCUUUUUAUGUUGAAAGAAAUCUAUAGAAAUUAAGAACAAGAUGACAUUUAGCUCAUGGAGAAUAACAGUUCUCGUUGUGUCAACGCUGCUGCUGAACGAGGAAUGAUUCUGGACGCGCUUAAAGUUACCAAACAAUUCACCAAAAACCUUACCAUGAUUGUGGAAUUCAACAGCGCAUCCAAUGCCAGUAAAACUCUAUUGAUUUCAAAUUUGACCUUUAACGUUGGUGUAUUCUUCCGCCAAGAUACUUACGGGCGUAAAACACGGACAUUUAAUAUGAACAGUCAUAUUAUUGAACCCAUGGAUAUCUAAGAAACAUUUACGGUGGUCUAAUUGUUUAAACUAAAAACGUAUGCAAGAGCAAAGGAGAAUGCUACUCAUGGGGACCCCCCCCUCCCCCGUUCGUUUUAUCUGUAGUCUAGUUUCCAGCAAAAAUGGAAGUACGUUAGGGGGAUUUUCACCCGAACAAAAAUUUAUGGGACUUAAAAUGAAAUUUCUUUCAAAUUAUUUUCGGAAAAUUUCGGUGAUCCUAAGCGAUUAAAUUCAGGAAAAGUUGGUUAUUUGAAGUUAUAUGAUAAGCUGAAUUAUACACGUCUUUUGAUUGGUUCUUACUCACGAUCUAUUUGAGUGCAGACGCAUAAAUGAUGUCACCAUAAUUAUUGGCACACUGGGUUGUACAUCGUGCCACUCUUUUGUUGUUACCAUAUUCUGACGUCAUCUGCGUUAUGUUACUGAACAGACCCUCGGUGACAUGGAAUCUUUUUCGAAUAGCCUGUGUUCUAUCCCCCAGACCUCAGUUGUUUGAGUAGAGAGGCUGAUUCCCUGGCUGUUGUGUAAGGACUUAUUUUUGUAAUCAGUUAAUGAGGAAGCUUUUUUGCUCUGGACUCUCAUCUGCCGAAGUAACAUGGGAGCUUCCAGGUCUCCGUGGUUUCAUUUUUAAAUCCCUACUUGUCAAAUUGCGGAAUUUUUUUUUUUUUUUUUUUUGUAAUGACUAUAAAAUGACAAAAUAAUUUUAGAAAUUUCCAUGUUACUUCUCUUUGAUGAAUCAACUUCGAUCACACGGUGUAAUUUACGUGUAACAGUAGCUGUAGCCCCCUAGCCCUCUAACGCCCGAGAACUGAUUGUAAAUUCUCCCCUCUAACUGCUACACAUUUCCUUGUAAAUUAGUUAGGAGAAUUUGGUGUUAGAACAAAAUAACACACUGUACCGGAUAAUUUUUACUGCUUAUUUGUUGGAUGAUAUAUGUAUAUGUAGGGAGAAGUGAAAUGUUAACCACCUUAGGGAGAUAUAGAGGAUAUUAAAUGGCCGCGCAGUCAUACGAAAUUUCUCUUCGAGUGCUUGAUAUCAUUUUUACGAGGUAGCGGAGCGAACGAGCGGAAUACUUUUCAACACGAGAAAUUUCUUACCUCCAAGCGGCCAUGUAAUAUUCUAUUAUGUAAACAUCGAUGAAACACCAACCAUUUCACUUUCGCUGACGAAGGCGCGGUUUAUUAUGUAAUCAUAAUAACGGUGUUAUUCUCACGUGUGAAGAUAUCACGUUUUCGCGCGAAACCUUACCCAUUUUUCAUAGAUGGUUAUACAAGAAGAAGGGUAAUUGGUCCACCAACUUUCUAUUUCCGUUCGUAUUUUGUUGAUAAAGAGGAACUGAAAAAGUAGUUUUACGCGGAAAAGUGAACGUUUUCUUGAGCCGCAAUUCGGCCGGACUCCACCGAGCGAGAAAUGUUAAGCUCCUUAAUAUUUUAAAAGCAAGCUAAAAAGUGAAAUGGGAAAUUAUUUUUCUCCCGUUCGCAUUCGAUAUCGAAAAUUAAAUGCUGAAGUCCAGCUUGUGAUU